AUGCCGACUGGACACCGCGACCAUCUGAAGCGAAAGACUGCACCGAAGUCAUGGAUGCUGAACAAACAAGGAGGAACGUUUGCAAUGAUGCCGGCCAGCGGGCCUCACAGGAAGACGGAGUGCAUUCCGCUUGGAUACUUGAUCUCAAGGUUUCUCAAGUAUUCUAGUAACUCCAAGGAGCUUAGAAUAAUCCUGGAUGGAAAGAACGUUAAGGUGAAUGGAAAGGUACGCACAAACUCGCACUUUCCUGUUGGUCUGUUUGAUGUGGUAUCUAUCGAGAAGACUGGAGAACAUUUCAGAGUUCUAUACAAUGUGCACAAGAAGUUCCAUCUUCACAGGAUCAAUUCAUCGGAGGCUAGCUACCGCCUUGCAAAGGUCACAAAGAAAUACGAGUCACAGAAUGUGCCAUAUGUUGUUUCGAGCUGUGGACUAAGCAUCCGUUUCUGCGACCCGGCGAUCGACGUUGGAUACACAAUCAAGAUCUCUAACGAGACGUCCAAGGUGAUUGAAUAUAUUGAGCCGGGGGUGGAUAAGGUUGUAUUUGUGUCUAGUGGAAAAGCUAGAGGACGAAUUGGAGUCAUAAAUACCAUCAGCAUCCAAGGAAAGGAAGUUGUCUACGGCAUGACCGACUUUGCAGGCCAUACCUUCUCUUGUACAAGCAAGAGUUGCAUACUGAUUGGAGAAUCGGAGGAGAAUAUCCUGAUCACGCUUCCGAAGGAGCGGGGGAUACGACUUUCCAGUCUUGAGAGGAUCAAUGCUCAGCUGGGGGAAAUGGUCGAUAUAGGAGUAGUUGAGGUCUGCGAAUAA
Molecule: messenger RNA, 807 nt
Organism: Encephalitozoon intestinalis ATCC 50506
Lineage: Eukaryota; Fungi; Microsporidia; Unikaryonidae
Product: 40S ribosomal protein S4
Exons: 1
Coding region: 1-807 (268 amino acids)
Biological process (GO): translation
Cellular component (GO): ribosome; cytosolic small ribosomal subunit
Molecular function (GO): structural constituent of ribosome; RNA binding
Source: RefSeq, a predicted model, not a curated record